AGGCCUCGGUUCCAAGAAAGUAAAGGAAGAGGGGAGUCGGGAGCGGCCCAGGUCCACACUCACUACCAUACAAGGAGAAGGGAGAACACGAGCGGGAGGGCGCGCGCGUGUGUGUGUCCGGCGACUGAAGGCACGCGCACAGUGCUGCAGAUUUGGACUCAGUUUCCAUUUUCUCAAAUAAGCUGGCAUUGUGUGUGUACAUCAGUGGAUUGUGCCUUCAUUGUUUGGUGGACCAGCAAGCCACGUGCUGCAGUGCGAAUCGGUUGUGACGCCCCGUCGCAGUGAGGAGCGUUGCUGCGUACGUGCCCUUUGCCUCCGAGUGCCACUUGGAGUGGCACUCGUUUCAAGACUCUUACUGAAGCCAUGAAUAUAUACAGCGUGACGCUGAACGGCCCAGCACCCUGGGGCUUCAGGCUCCAGGGAGGAAAGGACUUCAGCAUGCCUCUCACUGUGUCCAGGCUCACUCCCGGGGGGAAGGCGGCCCAGGCAGGUGUUGGUGUCGGUGACUGCGUGGUGUCCAUCGGCGAUGCCAAUGCUGAGGAGAUGACCCAUGUGGAGGCACAGAACAAGAUCCGAGCGGCAGCGGACUGUCUCACUCUAACCCUGAGCAGGGCUUUCAGUGGAGCAGCAACUGAGCAGAAGGACACGUUUGCUCCUGCCUUGAGUCAGCCCAAGUACUCCUUCGGCCCCAGCACAGCGCUAAACAAGUUGGCGCGGCCCUUCAACGCGGGCGGCAGCGCUGCUGGUGCACGCUCAGCUGUCAGGCCCGUCGCUUACAGCCCUAGACUUGACCCCAGCUCAAGGGCACCAGAAAAUGUGCUGCAGCCACACAACGGCCAUGAGGUGGAGGCUCAGAAGUGCAAACCUGCAGCACCUCCUGGAGACAAGCUGGAUGGAGGAUCAGAGGCCCCCACCACGGGCCCUUCCUGCCGGCCCCCCUGGGUGACGGACCCCGGCUUUGCCAACCGCUACCGUCCUGACAAGACUAGCACAGUGCUCACCCAGCACAGCAAGCCGGCCCAGCCAACUCCAAUGCAGAGCCGCAGCUCUAUCCUGCAAGCUGCUCAGCAAACACCCUCCGACAGCGGGAGAACCCCUGUGUGCGCUGCCUGCAGCAAGGUCAUCAGGGGCCGCUACCUAGUUGCCCUAGGGCGCUCAUGGCACCCAGAGGAAUUCAUGUGCUCCCAAUGCAAAGUAGUCCUGGAUGAGGGUGGCUUCUUUGAGGAGCGCGGUUCUGUUUUUUGCCCCAAGUGUUACGACAGCCGUUACGCACCAAAUUGUGCCAAGUGCAAGAAGAAGAUCACUGGGGAGAUCAUGCAUGCCCUGAAGAUGACCUACCAUGUUCAGUGCUUCGUGUGUGCUGCCUGUAAGACCCCUAUCAGAAACCAGGCCUUCUACAUGGAGGAGGGAGAGCCGUACUGCGAGAGAGACUAUGAGAAGAUGUUUGGCACUAAGUGUCAUGGCUGUGAUUUCAAGAUUGACACCGGUGACCGCUUUUUAGAAGCUCUCGGCUACAGUUGGCACGACACCUGCUUUGUCUGUGCUAUCUGCCACAUCAAUUUGGAAGGGAAGACAUUUUACUCCAAGAAGGACAAGCCCCUAUGUAAAGGCCAUGCAUUUUCCACCGUGUAGAUGCUGGAACCCUUUAAGGCUGCAGGGAAUGUGGCGAUGUGCUGGUUCAACCUGCAGCACUGCCUUCAUCCAAUGCAGUCGCCCAACACAAUGUUGCUGACAAGUCGCUGGUCUCACCUCAUCAUAUCACAUACUUCACAUUCCACACUGGUGGGGCUGCUAACCCCUAACCCUUUGUGACACACCCUACCCUACACUCUGUAGGACAGAACCACUCAGUGCCCCUUGCCUUUGCUGAUCAAAGUAUUGUUCACAGAUGAGCCAUUUAAGAUGUUACCUUCAAUUCAAAAUCACAUUUACUGUUUUAAAAUAUUUUAGUCCUUAGAGUCCUUCAGUUCUUAUUUACAGUCAUUGUCCCUGUGGAUUUCAUGUUGAAUCGGCUACACUUGGUGCCUGUUUUAGGAUAAUGUGGUGAAUUUUGUACCUCAAUUUGCGAACACAGUUAGGACCGGAAGUCGGUUUUAACAGAAGGUAUGUGGAAGUCCAAGCAUGAGCACACAAUUAAGAAAAGCUAAAUAAUGCAGUGACUUGACAACAUUAAGUAUAUGGUCACUUUCAGUUUUCAGUCAAAAAAGUCUAAUAGUCACGUGUCUAUUCACUCGGGAGUCUGUAAAGUGUCGGAUGUAGCUGUUCUAAACAAAAUUGGUCCUGUGCUACUUUGUUUUCAUUCUGUUUGGCUUUCCGUUCCGAGUGUGUUUUGCUGCAAACUAAUGGUGGCCUGAAGAAAUACAGACUGUCUUCACUCUACAACAAUGAAUUUUUAAAAAAUGGCACGGUGGAAAAAAAAGUGCAAUUAAAAACAAACUGGGAAAUCUUCAAAGAUUCAUAACUCACAUUUUCGUAACAUUAGGUACAAGUAUAUCAUGUUUGACAGUACAUGUUUAUUGAAGGUCCAUAUGUGCCUUUUUUUGUUUAAAAAAAAAAAAAAAACUGACCUGGAAAUGGG
This is a messenger RNA of Scleropages formosus (Asian bonytongue), 2578 nucleotides long. It is a transcript of the gene pdlim7, whose product is annotated as PDZ and LIM domain 7. Gene Ontology annotation, cellular component: adherens junction; filamentous actin; stress fiber. Bases 364 to 1632 code for a protein of 422 amino acids. The record is from RefSeq and is a predicted model, not a curated record. The transcript is spliced from 12 exons. Gene Ontology annotation, molecular function: actin binding; muscle alpha-actinin binding. NCBI's taxonomy places the organism in Eukaryota, Metazoa, Chordata, Actinopteri, Osteoglossiformes, Osteoglossidae. Gene Ontology annotation, biological process: muscle structure development; heart development; actin cytoskeleton organization.